CUCAAGGCCAUCGAUGUGGCGAUGCAGCGGCUCAAGCUGCUGCACAUCAAGGCACGCCGAUACUGAACCACCUCUGCGCAUCGUGUCUGUCUAAGCGAGACUAACCGGGGACGGCCCCUGAAUGCAGGAGCGCAAGCUAAAGGGCCUCAUCCCUACGAUGCUGGAACCUCUGGUGCAGAAACACCGAUCGCCAGAGGCAUUGUAUGCCGCCUUCAUGAAGUCGGUGGCCGACGCGCAGGCAAAGAUAUCCGAUUUCAGAGAACUUAUGACGGACGAGACGAGCACCGAAGCCUUUGCGCGCGCUACCAAGAGCAGGGAGGAGAGGCCUGAUGGCAUCGCGCCAUGGAGAUACGACAACUAUCCAGAAUGGUUCAAUGCUGAUAAGCACUGGACUAAGUGA
Molecule: messenger RNA, 400 nt
Organism: Trichoderma citrinoviride
Lineage: Eukaryota; Fungi; Ascomycota; Sordariomycetes; Hypocreales; Hypocreaceae
Exons: 2
Coding region: 122-400 (92 amino acids)
Source: RefSeq, a predicted model, not a curated record